This is a messenger RNA of Diversispora eburnea, 588 nucleotides long. Lineage: Eukaryota; Fungi; Glomeromycota; Glomeromycetes; Diversisporales; Diversisporaceae. The record is from the annotation of a GenBank genome assembly.
AUGGUUGGAUAUCCUCAAAUUGUUAAAGGAAAUCCCGAUAUAUAUUAUAAUAGUAUAUGUUUCAUUGGUCGAGAUGGAAAAUUAAUUGAAACAUAUUCAAAACACUUUUUAUAUACAACAGAUGAAAUUUGGGCUAAUGAAGGACCGGAAUUUAAAGUAAUAAAUGUAGAUAGUUUAGGAAAGGUUGGUUUCGGUAUAUGUAUGGAUCUCAAUCCAUAUCAAUUCAAAGCACCAUUUGAUGCUUAUGAAUUUGCAAAUUUUCAUCUUCAACAAAAAGUCAAAAUUUUACUUUAUAAUAAUUACAAUAACAUGGGUAAUAUCUUAGUUGUUGUAUGUAAUCGUACUGGAAUUGAAGAUAGUACAACUUUUGCAGGAAGUAGCUCUAUUUUAUCUAUAUCACCAUCUACUAGUUCAAUACAUUUAUUAGGUUCACUUGGUAAACGUCAAGAAUCUGUUAUGAUCAUUGAUGUACCUAUAGAUGAUGUUGAUGGAGUUGACGGAGUCGAUACUAAUGAUCUCAUCAGUUUGACAAGUCAUUAUAGUCCAGCUUUGACUUUGAUUUCAAGAACAACAUCAUUUUAUAGAUGA